This is a messenger RNA of Frieseomelitta varia, 1840 nucleotides long. Its product is annotated as ribonuclease H2 subunit A. The coding region runs from base 78 to 1097 and encodes 339 amino acids. Gene Ontology annotation, molecular function: RNA-DNA hybrid ribonuclease activity; RNA binding. The record is from RefSeq and is a predicted model, not a curated record. Gene Ontology annotation, biological process: mismatch repair; DNA replication, removal of RNA primer. Lineage: Eukaryota; Metazoa; Arthropoda; Insecta; Hymenoptera; Apidae. Gene Ontology annotation, cellular component: ribonuclease H2 complex. The transcript has 3 exons.
UUCGGCCAAACGUUCGCCGAUUACCCCGGAUCAGACGUAAAUUUCCCGAUUUUGCUGACUAUUCGGUUGCAAUUUCAAUGUUAGGUCGAAGGAAAAACCGCGUGAACGUUACGAGAAACGACGAGGACAUGAUGGACGAAAUUAAGGAAACCAUCCCGGAAAGUUGGGUGAAAAUUUACGAGACAAAUGUUAACAUUACCUGGAAGGAAGAUCUAGCCUCGUUUUUCAAAAGCUGGGAUCAUGAUGUCAAUAAAGUUUACACGUCGGACAUACCACAAAUAUGUAAGGAGCAACCGUGUCAGCUUGGUAUAGAUGAGGCUGGACGUGGACCAACCCUAGGUCCUAUGGUAUAUGGAAUUGCCUACAUACCCUUGUCAGAAAAGUACCUUCCCGUGGACUUGGGCUGUGCAGACUCCAAGGUUUUGACGGAGGAACAGAGAGAGAAAAUUUUCAAUAAAAUUUGUCAACACCGCAAGAAAAUAGGUUGGGCGGUAGAAGUCAUAUCGCCUAAUAUCAUUGCGAAUAGCAUGUACCGGCGUGUCAAAUUUUCUCUGAACGAUAUCUCUAUGAAAUCCGCGGUUGAACUAACGCAAUUGGCGAUCAAGCGAGGUGUAAAUGUCGCAGAAUUGUACGUAGACACGGUAGGCAGACCGGAGGCGUAUCAGGCUAAGCUGAAGAAGCUUUUCCCGAAUUUAAAGGUAAUCGUUGCGAAGAAAGCCGACUCUAUAUAUCCUAUCGUCAGUGCUGCCAGUAUUUGCGCCAAAGUUUUGCGCGACAACUCUUUAAAAAAUUGGCAGUUUCGCGAAGGGACGAUCUCGAGCAUGUACGGAAGCGGAUACCCGAAUGAUCCGGAUACUAAAAGGUGGCUAUUCGACAAUGUAGACGAUAUAUUUGGAUUCCCGCGUAUUGUCAGGUUCAGCUGGUCGCCUGCUGAAAGGAUCCUGCAGUCGUACGCUCUGUCCAUUGAAUGGGAAGAAGUGGAGCAAGAAGAGAAUCGUGGGGAGCAGAAGAUCUCCAAAUUUUUCACCGGGUCGCCCCAGAAGAAGCGGCAUCAAUUUUUCAUCAACAGAUGCCUCUCCAGCACUUCCACUUUUUGAUUUUCUUAGUAUUUACAAUAAGGAUGAUACACAUACACGCGCGUACGGACAUAGUACAAUUAAAGAGCUACCGUUAAACAAAACUGAGACUUAUGUCUGAUCCGUCGACGUAAACGCCGUUUUAUUUAUCAGAACGUUAAGUUAAAGAUAAAAGUUCGAUUUAUGUACAUAUGUACAGAGUGCUGUUACAGUAAAAUACCAUAAUGCGACGAGCGGCAUGUUUCUUUUAUGCCACUGCGUGUAUUUCACUUGUAAUUAACAGUUAGGAAUGUUAUUUAGCGCAAAAUGUUCUUUGGUAAAACACACCUUACAUUCACACGCGUAUACACACAGCUCACAAUAAACUUCUAGGAUAACAUAUCUCUGCGGAUGAUUAAUAGCGACUAGAUUGAUAAAAGCUACGACGAAAGAGAACACUCUCACCAGGGCUAAAAUCUUGCUUGUUCUCUCGCGUGACUGGACGAUAGAAACACUCAUGUACAAUUAGAAUAUAUAAAUAUACUCGGCGUUCGUUCAUUCAUUCAUUCCGGUUGAUUAUUAUUCGUUCGUUCAUGCUUGCGAUUUUCUUUUUAAUUUUUAAUAGUAAAUGACGAAAGAGAGGAAAAGAAAAAUACAUAAGAGUUUGAUAUUUCUCACUUUUGAAAGUCCAAAGAGAUAUUUAGAUGAACGUAAAUUUGUUUGUGAACUUCUCUUUUUAAAUUGUAUGGAUUGUUUGAAUAAAAAAGAUGAUUUUUUUAAGUAAC